Molecule: messenger RNA, 1241 nt
Organism: Chanos chanos (milkfish)
Lineage: Eukaryota; Metazoa; Chordata; Actinopteri; Gonorynchiformes; Chanidae
Gene: pigk
Product: phosphatidylinositol glycan anchor biosynthesis, class K
Exons: 11
Coding region: 4-1164 (386 amino acids)
Biological process (GO): attachment of GPI anchor to protein; proteolysis
Cellular component (GO): GPI-anchor transamidase complex
Molecular function (GO): GPI-anchor transamidase activity
Source: RefSeq, a predicted model, not a curated record
UGUAUGUAUUUGCAAAUAUUUGUGCUGGUAAAUUUAUUGGUUCACUUAACAGAUGUAGAGUGCACCGAUGUUGGGGCUAAAGCCAGCAAAUUCUUCAGGAGUGGCCAUACCAACAACUGGGCUGUUUUGGUGUGCACUUCAAGAUUCUGGUUUAAUUACCGUCAUGUGGCAAACACACUCUCGGUGUACAGAAGUGUGAAGAGACUGGGGAUCCCAGACAGUCACAUUGUGUUGAUGCUGGCAGAUGAUAUGGCCUGUAACCAUAGAAACCCCAAGCCUGCCACUGUGUUCAGCCACAAGAACAUGGAACUGAACGUGUAUGGCGAUGAUGUGGAGGUGGAUUACCGCGGAUACGAGGUUACCGUGGAGAAUUUUUUGCGUGUACUCACGGGCAGACUACCACCCAGCACCCCCAGGUCAAAACGUUUACUGUCAGAUGACCGGAGCAAUAUUCUUAUUUACUUAACAGGACAUGGUGGAAAUGGUUUCCUGAAGUUCCAAGAUUCAGAGGAAAUAAGCAACGUGGAGCUUGCUGAUGCUUUUGAGCAGAUGUGGCAGAAAAGGAGGUACAAUGAAGUGCUGUUCAUCAUUGACACCUGCCAGGGGGCUUCGAUGUAUGAGAGGUUUUAUUCCCCCAACAUAAUGGCUCUGGCGAGCAGUCAAGUUGGGGAAGACUCUCUCUCACAUCAGCCUGACUUGGCCAUCGGGGUUCACCUGAUGGACAGAUACACCUUCUACCUUCUGGAGUUCCUCGAAGAUGUCCACCCUGCAAGUCAGACCAAUAUGAAUGAUUUGUUUAAGGUGUGCCCCAAGAGCCAGUGUGUGUCCACCCCAGGCCACCGUACAGACCUCUUCCAGAGGGACCCCGGCAGCGUCCUCGUCACCGACUUCUUUGGGAACGUCCGCAAGGUGGAGAUUACCACAGAAACCAUCAAUCUGACCUCUCUAACAGUACAGCAAGAGGAAAAGAAGCUGGUGAAACCAGAGAUACAGAGUGAAGACUUGACUUACGUGGACCAGCUGCCUGUGGCUGAAAUCAUCCAUCAGAAACCCAGGCAGAAAGACUGGCACCCUCCGGACGGCUUCAUCCUGGGCCUGUGGACUCUCAUUCUGCUGGUGUUCUUCAAAACCUACGGCAUCAAACACCUCAAACACAUCUUCUGAGGAUCUGGCACAGACCUCACACAGGACAGAAGAAGACUGGAGGAAUUUUCCGGAAUACUUGAAUGCUUCCACUGUCU